AUGAGCACUUUUAACGUAGUAACGUCGGAUUUUGUAAAUUUAUCCAUUACUAGUAAUUCCAGCCGUAACUCGUAUUGCGUGGAACGACGAUUUCAAAAAGGAAUAACAAUUGAUGAAUUUAAAGGAAAAUUGGAACUUGUUACUGGCGGUAACCCGGUAACGAUGAAAAUCGAGGUAUAUGAUAAAAAUGACAAAUUAAUUUGCAAAUUAGACGACGGUCGACGUUUGUUAGGCUCGUAUCCUGUUGAUGAUGGAAUGCGUAUACAUAUACUGUGAAAGCAUUUUUGGAAAAAAAUAAAUUAGGAAAAUAUAACGAGGAAGAAAUGAAGAGAAGAGCGGAAGAAAAGAAGCAAGAAGAAGAGACGGAAGUAGCAGCUGCACAGUUGUGCAAAGUUGGCGAUCGUUGUGAAGUUUGUGUACCGAAUCAACCAAAACGAAGAGCUACGGUUAUGUACGUUGCGUCAGUGGGAAAAAAUAUUUCGAGUGUUUACCGAAAUAUGGAGGAUUUGUAAAACCAAUACACGUGAAGAUGGGAGACUUUCCCGAAGAAGAAUUUAACUUGGAUGAAGAGCUAUGA
Heterotrigona itama is the source of this 577-nucleotide messenger RNA. The record is from the annotation of a GenBank genome assembly. NCBI's taxonomy places the organism in Eukaryota, Metazoa, Arthropoda, Insecta, Hymenoptera, Apidae.